Molecule: messenger RNA, 1893 nt
Organism: Saccharomycopsis crataegensis
Lineage: Eukaryota; Fungi; Ascomycota; Saccharomycetes; Ascoideales; Saccharomycopsidaceae
Gene: TFB1
Product: TFIIH/NER complex subunit TFB1
Exons: 1
Coding region: 1-1893 (630 amino acids)
Biological process (GO): transcription by RNA polymerase I; transcription by RNA polymerase II; nucleotide-excision repair
Cellular component (GO): transcription factor TFIIH holo complex; transcription factor TFIIH core complex
Source: RefSeq, a predicted model, not a curated record
AUGGCAACGGUAAGUGGUGCAGCUAUCUUUAAAAAGAAGAAUGGGUUGCUCUCUAUAUACGAGACGGCUGACCCACCCAUGCUCAAAUGGAUUGCAGCAGAUCAAUCUGUUGCCAUACCCAGGCUAGAUAUCCCUCUUCGAUCAAUAACGAACCUUCAAGCCUCGCCUGCCACAUCAGAUAAACUAUUAAUUCGUUUGGUUCAUACGCUAGAGGGUGAAGCAGAACCAAGUAAAACCGUCUUCAGUUUUACCAACAAGAUGAUUAUGGAAACCAUAAAAGAUUCGCUCCGAUUGAUUGUCGAACGGCAAGAAAUGUCCAAAGAAACUACCAAACAAUCACAAUCGCUACAAAUUCAACUAACACAAUCAAAAGACAAUCUAGAAGAAAUAUUGGACCCAAAGAAAUUAUUGGACAAUCUAGAACUUCAACAGCGAUUACUCAAUAGCGAACCAGGUCUAAAGCAGGUUUUCACAGAAACUGUUAUUAGAAAUAAACUAGAUCCACAAGAGUUUUGGAAAACCAGACUCCAUUUAUUGGGUACAUUUGCCUUAAAGAGCAAAGCAAAAAAGGGUCCAUAUAAUGUUUUGAGUACCAUUAGUUUGGUGGCAUCCAGUUACAACAGUGUCGAAUUGAAUGUGACCAGAGAAAAAAUCCACGCAAUCUUUGAUCAAUAUCCUAUCGUCAGAAAGGCAUACGAAGAUAAUGUGCCUAGAAUUCCGGAAGGGGAUUUCUGGUCGAGAUUUUUUGCGUCCAAAUUGUUUCGUAAAUUACGUGGGGAGAAACCCAAUAAGAAUGAAAAAGGGGAUCUCAUUCUUGAUACGUAUUUGAAAGUGACCGAUGAAGAACUUGCAUUAAUGGAUGAAGAAGACAAGAAUGCCAAACUUGCCGAAAGAGGAGAAGAUGAUGUUAAUAUUGAUGAUAUUGUAAUAAAUAGAUUCUAUAAUGUGGAAGGCAAUGAGGAUGAUAAUUCACAAAAAUUGGGUAAUCAACCCGAUUUUACAAUGAGACCUGAUAAGGAUAAGGAUAUGAUUUCUAUUAUGAGAGGGUACAACAGAUUGAGUAAAAAAUUGGUGGCUAAUGUGGAAGAUGAAGAAAAUUACAUAAAGGCCAAAAGAAGAAAAAUCUCACCAGCAGCAGAAUUGGAAGAGGAGAUCAAAGAAAAAACAGAAGAGCUUCGUUUCGAAGAUUUGGGGCAAUCAAAUGAUGCAGAAUUUGUGGAAUUGCACGUAAACAACUUCAAGUCAGUGCAAAUUAAUGAUAAAUCCAGUACCGUCGGUGAUGCUGAGGUGGCGAUGGUGGUUGACAAGAUGAAGAAUUACUUCCCUGAAGGAUCAAUUGAUUUGAAAUCGGUUUAUCAAGAAAAACAGUCCAUUGAUCUUGUGAAUAAAGAAAUCUUGUCUAAUCUCAUUAAAAAUGCUAAACAGUCAAAACAGAACUGGCAGGUUGCCCAAACCAUGGAGCGGGAUUUCAUUGGCAGCACUAUUGCUGAUCCUACAACAGCCAGUAUGUCUGCAGUUGAAAAUAUAAUGAGCGCCAUUGGGUCAUCGACACAGGUUGAUCAAGUGUCUUCUGAUAAGCUCAAAAUCCCAGGGCCGCUGGUGGAAAACCUUAGAUUGGUCCAUAUUACGUCUGAAGAAUUUCUCAAGCAUUUUUGGCUACAUUUCAAUAGCGGAGAUCCUGCCCAAGUGAACACCACAAAAAGAUUGUACAAUAGUAUCAAAAAAUGUGUGAAGAGAGUUUAUGCUGCUAUCAAAACUGUUAAAGACUCUGCACCUCCUGAAAAAGCUACUGAGCAUGAGGAAUAUGCUAAAACUUUAUUAUUGCCAGUGAUCAAAUCUCUUAUUAAGGCGAAAAAAGAGUACGAAUUGGCAGAAGCCAAUGCAAAGGAAUAA